AUGAGGGAGUUGAGUAGUAAACUGGGAUAUGAAAUACUUCAUGUAAGUAAUGACGAAAUAACCCCAGUAACAGAAAUGGAUUAUGAAGACAAUCAAAAACUUGUGAUAUUCGAUGACUAUGUUUGCGAUAAAAACCAGAGACAACUGACUCAUUAUUUCAUUCAAGGACGACAUAAGAAUUGCUCUGUGGUGUAUCUCAGUCAAUCGUUUUAUAAAACACCAAAGGAUAUUCGGCUGAAUUGUUCUCAUUACUGUUUAUACGAAUUUCCAUCAUCGCGAGAAGCAAACAGAAUAUCAUCUGAGUUAGGAGUUAGUAAAGAAGAUUAUAAAGCAGCAACUAAAAAACCGUAUUCAUUUCUAUACGUUGAUAAACCAAGAAAACGUAUUGCAAAAAACUUUACUGGUAAUCUAACCAUAUAA
Molecule: messenger RNA, 420 nt
Organism: Porites evermanni
Lineage: Eukaryota; Metazoa; Cnidaria; Anthozoa; Scleractinia; Poritidae
Source: the annotation of a GenBank genome assembly